GGAAUUUCAACAGGAAGUGUUUGUAAACAAAGCAGUCGAGAUGAAGACCAAGAAGUUCUCCUGCUGUGGUGUCGCGGAAAUAAGUGCUUAAGAUUUUUUUUAUAACGAUGUAAACUUUUUGAGAGAUUGAGUGACACACCUGUUAUUGUCUCGAGGAUCUUAGCGUGUCGUCAAAAGACUUCCUGCAUGGAAUACUUUGCUGGUUAGCUUCAGGCUAAAGUUAGCAUAGCAGUCUCGCUGUGAUAGUUGUGUAGGUUUGUAGUUAUUGAGCAGCUAGCAGUAAUGCCGCAAGAAGGAGAGCAGUCUCUCCCCCUGGUGAGGUCCCUGAACAGUCGUAUACCCAUUAAGGCUGUGUUUUGUAACCGCACCGCUGGAGUCGUACGACCGCUGUGGAUAAACUUCCGCGGGGAACCUCAGGCAUACCCUGAUAUACAGCCAGGAACAGGGCGGGAAAUGAACACCUUCAUCGGUCAUCCAUGGAUGUUCAGGGAUGCAGAGACAGAUGAGCUACUGAAGGUGAACAGCAAAGAACUGUAUCUCCCUAAACCAGUAGAGGGUGCGUUUGCCAUUAUCACAUUACCAGUUUACAGUCUGAAGGAUUGUGCUCUUCAGGUCAUUCGGCGCCUGGUACGAAAGGAAGACUACAGGAGUUUGGAAAUAGCAAGAAGUCUCCAAGAGGAGCUGGAGGAUCAGCCCAGUGUCUCGAAAGAUCUGCGUCGUGUGAAUCAGCGCGUGGAGCAACAUUUACAAGAAAGGAUCCAAGGCCAGGAAGAAUGAGGCAUGAAACUGGAUGGUUUGGCAGUCACUUAUUCAGAGCAAUAUCUAAUUGCUUACCAUUAGAAAGCAAAAGUGCAAAAAUUGAGAGCGAAAAAAAAGUAUAAAGUAUAAAAUAUUACAUGUGCUGCAAAAUUUGAUCUGCUACCUUAUAAAACAUUACCCUUAGCAGAAAAAAUACCGAUAUGUAGCUGGGACCUUUGUAAGAGUAUUUUUUAUAUUUUAUUAUCAUAACAGCAAUUUAAAUAAAUGUUAUUUUUAAACUGUAUGAUGUUUUUCAAGAAUUGUACUGUUUGUUCCUGACAGCCCACUACAGGAAGAGACCCUUUGAUGUCUCACAUAUGAUAAUGUCUGUCCCAAAGAAACUCCAGGAAAAAGAAUCUUAUCUUAUUUUAGAAGAAUGGAUGCUGUAUUUGAACUUCUUUUGCCCUAAAUGUAAAAAACUGAAAUAUCCUAUAAGAAAUAUUUGCAGUCACAUUGGUCAUUAAUUUAAAAACGAAAUAAUAAAUAAUUUUACAAUUCCAUUGAAUUGUUCAGAAAUCAUCAGCAGAUAAAAGAUCACUCAAUAUGUGGAAAUUUGGAGCUGAUUUCCGAAAAGAAAAAAACAAUAAACCUCUCCGUACUGUUUCAACAGGAAUCUCUUUUUCGAACUUUGACGAUAAGAUUUUUUUUCUACCCAGCAAUUAUUUGCCUUGUUGAUAUUUUUCAUACAUUGCUAUUUCUUUCCAAUGAAUACUUGUUUUAAAAAUAAAAAGAUAUAUUUCUUAUUGGU
Molecule: messenger RNA, 1546 nt
Organism: Labrus mixtus (cuckoo wrasse)
Lineage: Eukaryota; Metazoa; Chordata; Actinopteri; Labriformes; Labridae
Gene: vhl
Product: von Hippel-Lindau tumor suppressor
Exons: 3
Coding region: 283-777 (164 amino acids)
Source: RefSeq, a predicted model, not a curated record